Messenger RNA from Equus caballus (horse), 1065 nucleotides. The record is from RefSeq and is a predicted model, not a curated record. NCBI's taxonomy places the organism in Eukaryota, Metazoa, Chordata, Mammalia, Perissodactyla, Equidae.
AUGCAGAAGAAUUCUAAACAAUUUAUGCAAAUACUUGACUCUCAAGGAGAGGGAGCAUAAAUCUCCACUCCUUAAAUAUGGACUGUGCACACUACCUUUCAAGUAGUGCAUUUGGAAAUGGGGAGAAAAAGAGUUAACUUCAUGGUGAAGAAACUUGACAAAACUACUUCAUCCAGGUGAUCAAGAUCCAUAUCAACAGUGAUAAAUCAUGUUGAUAGUAUGUAGUUUUGAUGUGCCAUGAUGAAAAUGACACUUUACCUUUGUGAUCCUCUCCAAAAACCCAUAACCCCAGUCAAAUCAUGAGGAAAACAGACAAAUUCCAGUAGAGGAAUAAGCUGCAAAAUCCCUGACCAGUACUCCUUAAAACUGUCAAGGUCAAGGCUUUCCCCACCCACCCGGAAUCCGUGCUCUCUUUCCGGACCUGGCUGAGGAGCAGGCGCCAUCAUGGGAGUCGACAUCCGCCACAACAAGGACCGAAAGGUUCGGCGCAAGGAGCCCAAGAGCCAGGACAUCUACCUGAGACUGUUGGUCAAGCUGUACAGGUUUCUGGCCAGACGAACCAACUCCACCUUCAACCAAGUCGUGCUGAAGAGGCUGUUCAUGAGUCGCACCAACCAGCCACCUCUGUCCCUUUCCCACAUGAUCCGGAAGAUGAAGCUUCUUGGCCGGGAAAACAAAACAGCUGUGGUUGUAGGGACUAUCACCGACGACGUGCAGGUCCAGGAGGUGCCCAAACUGAAGGUGUGUGCCCUGCGUGUGAGCAGUCGUGCCCGGAGCCGCAUCCUCAAGGCUGGGGGCAAGAUCCUCACCUUCGACCAGUUGGCCCUGGACUGCCCGAAGUGCUGUGGCACCGUCCUGCUCUCUGGUCCUCGAAAGGGCCGAGAGGUGUACAGGCAUUUCGGCAAGGCUCCAGGGACCCCGCACAGCCACACCAAACCCUAUGUGCAUUCCAAGGGCCGCAAGUUCGAGCACGCCUGAGGCCGACGGGCCAGCCGGGGCUACAAAAACUAACCGUGGAUUCUACCUUGUUAUUAAGAAGAUUUUGGACGCUGAAAAAAAAAAAAA